CUUCGAGAAAGAUCAAUUGAAAGAUCACCCAGUGAUGGAUGAAAUAAAAUGGGAAUCCAGUUGUGAUCGAUGGAAUCAGCAGGUUCAUUAUGAUACGCUGUGGGAGCCAUUCGUUGCGCACGGACAAAAUCUGUAUUAAGUCCCCUAUACAGUUGUUGUACAGUUGACACGGGUGUAGGCUACUGCUGUAUGAUUUUCUGAUUAACAAACUAAUGUGGUGUAGCUGUUGCAUCACAUUGCUGUGGUGUAUACGCGCCGUUUCUCAAUUCUCAGAUGCGAAAAAGAAUGUCGAUAUGCAUGUCCUGCGUUUGAUUUUUCGAAUACGUUUGAUGUUUCGAAUACGUUUGAUGUUCCGAUCACAUAAGACAUGGUAUAGUGAGGAUAUAAGCUGUAGGAUGAAAUAUAUGGAUAGUAUGUACCGAGGAUUAGGGUGAAGUGUCUGUUUAUGUGUAUCAGGUAUUAGGGUGUACUAUUUAGUUGUGUGUGCUACGUGUGUCUGUCUUUAGCCGUACAUUGUAACCCGUGUCUCCGUUGCAUUCACUUCACAGCAAGAUAUGAUGAAGACUGUUGGGUUCACUCUCCCCAUGUUCCACGGACGAGGCUUCUUUCAGUACAACUUUGGUCUGACGCCUAUGCGCAAACCACUGGUCACCAUCGUCGGCAAACCAAUCGAGCUGCCGAAGUUGGACAACCCUACGCAGGAUGACGUGGACAAGUACCAUCAAGAAUAUAUAGACGCGUUGAAGGAUAUCUAUAACCGCUGGAAGCAAGACUUGGCCCCGGAUCGCAAGAGCUCCAUGAACAUCGUGGCGUAG
Sphaeroforma arctica JP610 is the source of this 815-nucleotide messenger RNA. RefSeq lists its product as hypothetical. Bases 555 to 815 code for a protein of 86 amino acids. Gene Ontology annotation, molecular function: diacylglycerol O-acyltransferase activity. The record is from RefSeq and is a predicted model, not a curated record. Lineage: Eukaryota; Ichthyosporea; Ichthyophonida. Gene Ontology annotation, cellular component: endoplasmic reticulum membrane. The transcript is spliced from 3 exons. Gene Ontology annotation, biological process: triglyceride biosynthetic process.